UCUGUUAAUUGGCAUUGGCGGUGGUCCGGCUGUGGAUGAGAUCUUCCCUCGGGACUGAGCCGACGGAUAUCUGCGUCAUAUUGAUCCUGGAAUGAUUGAUCUCCACUGUCCGAGCAGGUUUGUGGCCUGAUUCAUGCUCGCCAUCAGAUGGGCGCUUAGACUACGGGACAUGACCACCCGGGCAGCCAGUAGGGAAGGUCUGUCUCCACCCGCCAAGCCCUGUAGAUGCAUGAACCCUGGAGAUAUUGCCAUUGAGAGAGAGGACGUAGGUCGACUAGGAUAUGGAACAUACCCCGCGUAUAAACCGUACUUCUGAAGGUAGGAAUGUAGGGGUUUGGGUGUAACCCACAUUGGCGGUGUAACCCCAUGUCUCCCUGCCGCGCUUCGACAUAUCACACCGUAGAGACAUAAAUGGCACAGCAGACCAGUCCCCUGCCUUGAAUUAUCACUCCAAAGGGUCAAAUACACCUCGCUCUGGUAUGGCUUCCACCGACAUCUCCAAAACCGAAUUUGCGGCUACGUUGGAGAGAUAUGCCGUCGAAGCCAAGAAGCGUCUUCGUGUAGACGGUGUCGCACAGUACGCCGACAUUGCUCUUACGGAUAAGUUCAAGCAAUUCGCCGAGGAUCCUUGGAUUCGAGGCGAGGAGAACCGGCGCAAGAACCCGUACCUCUCGCAGCCGCCUCCCGUGGCGAACGGCGGCCACGUCAAAGCGGUGAUCACCGGUGCCGGAUACGGGGCGCUGCUCUAUGCCGUGCGGCUCAUCCAGACGGCCGGCUUCACCGCGGAGGACUUCGUCUUCGUGGAUUCCGCUUGGGGGUUCGGCGGGACGUGGUACUGGAAUCGGUACCCAGGUCUCAUGUGCGACGUGGAAAGCUCGUGCUAUCUGCCGCUGCUGGACGAGACCGAGUUCAUCCCGCAGCACCGAUACUCCUACGGUCCGGAACUGCGGCAGUAUGCCGAGCUCAUUGCGGAGAAGUACGGACUGCAGAAGCGGCCAUUGUUCGGUUGCACCGUCAAGGAAAGUCGCUGGGACGAAAUCCAGUCCCAAUGGGUGACGACGAUGGUCCGGAAGCGCCCCGUCGGUACCAAGACAGUGGAGGAAAGCUAUGUGCUUCAUUCAGACAUGAUCAUCUUGGCCUCGGGGCUCCUGAAUCGUCCCAAGCUGCCACGCCUGCCGGGGCUCGACAUCUACCGUGGCCACGUCUUCCAUACCUCCCGCUGGGACUACGACUACACCGGCGGUUCACCGGAGGAUCCGACGCUGAGCCGCUUGCGCGGGAAGAAGGUCGCACUCGUCGGCACCGGCGCCACGGGCAUCCAGGUCGUGCCGGAACUGGCCAAAUGGGCCGGACAGCUGACUGUGUUCCAGCGCACUCCAUCCGCCGUGGACACGCGCGGGCAGCGAGCCAUGGACCCCGAGACGUGGCGACAAGAUGUGACUCAAGGGCGAAAAGAAUGGCAGAGUGAGCGCCGCAUGAACAUGGCCGCGUUCGUGUCUCGGGUGCCCGACCGCCCGGCGAGGGACCUGGUGGACGACGGUUGGACGCACUUCCCGUCGCUGUCCGGGCUGAUCGGAGGACCCGCGGCUGCCUCGCUGACGGAGGCGACGGUAGGUGAGUACGUGGAGUCCUUGCACCGACUGGAUAUGCCGCGACAGGAGCGCAUUCGCCGGCAAGUCGACGCCGUGGUCGCGGACCCGGUCACCGCCGAGAGUCUCAAGCCGUGGUAUCCCGGCUGGUGCAAGCGGCCAUGCUUCCACGACGAGUACCUGGGGGCAUUCAACGAGCCGAACGUGCGCCUGGUCGACACGGCCGGGAAGGGAAUCGACGGAUUCUCGUCGACAGGGGUACAGUUUAACGGACAAGAGUACGAGGCCGACGUCGUCAUCCUGGCGACUGGAUUCGAGUCUCCCGCCGCGGGAGCGCCGUCCUUCCGCGCGCGGAUUGGUAUCACAGGCCGAGGGGGAGUCACGCUGGAUGAGAAAUGGACGAAGGGCGUGGGCACUCUCCACGGCGUCCUGACCCACGGCUUCCCCAAUCUCCUGCUAGCCGGCGUGACGCAGGCCGGGUCGACCGCCAAUGCCGUGCAUAUGGUCGACAUUCUGGCAACUCACGCGGCGCAAAUCAUCGCCGCCGCACAGAAGCAGGCGGACUCGUCGGGGAGACUGGUGAUCGAGCCCAUCUUUGAAGCCGAAGAGGCCUGGGGCAUGGCGGUAGCGAGCACCGCCUACGCCUACGCUGCCAUCCCCGGUUGCACGCCGAGUUAUGCCACACUGGAAGGCGCCUCGAUGCAGGCCCAGACAGCGGAAGAGCAGAUUCGAGUCGCCAGAUCGAUCCCUUGGGGCAGGGGAGUUACCGAUUUUGUGAACGUUUUGGCAGCCUGGCACAAGGAUAACGAGCUGCAGGAUAUCCAUGUUAGCCGGCGGAACGAUGGUAUAACUCGGAUGCUGGAUACUGUUUCUGAAGGGGUGCAACGGCAGGCCAUGAUGUAUCCUAAGCCACGACUGUAGUGAGAAUAUGAGUGCAAGUCGUACAUACAGAUAGUGUCUACCUACUCCGUAGGUAGAGAAAAGUAGCGACUUCGGCGGUUGAGCCCCUCCAAGUCUUCCCGCCCCGCCGACAAA
Messenger RNA from Aspergillus melleus, 2624 nucleotides. Its product is annotated as flavin-containing monooxygenase. The record is from RefSeq and is a predicted model, not a curated record. Bases 480 to 2510 code for a protein of 676 amino acids. The transcript has a single exon. Lineage: Eukaryota; Fungi; Ascomycota; Eurotiomycetes; Eurotiales; Aspergillaceae.